This is a messenger RNA of Diabrotica virgifera virgifera (western corn rootworm), 372 nucleotides long. RefSeq names its product vacuolar protein sorting-associated protein 4A-like. The record is from RefSeq and is a predicted model, not a curated record. Gene Ontology annotation, molecular function: ATP hydrolysis activity; ATP binding. NCBI's taxonomy places the organism in Eukaryota, Metazoa, Arthropoda, Insecta, Coleoptera, Chrysomelidae. The coding region runs from base 1 to 372 and encodes 123 amino acids. The transcript has a single exon.
AUGUUAAAAUUGCUGUUUCGACUGGCCAGGAAAUUUAACCCUACCACUAUUUUUGUAGACAAAGUUGAUGCGUUGGUUCACCAGGAAGCUUCGAAAAGAUUCAAAAGUGAGCUACUAACGCAAAUAGAUGGUGUUCAGAACUGUCCUUCAAACGUGUUUGUACUUGAUAGUCCUAAUUCUCCCUGGAAUCUGGAUCCUGCGUUAUUGAGACGCUUUGAAAAACGAAUAUUGGUACCACCGCCAGAUGAAGCUUCGAGUCAAAAGCUUUUGAAAAAGUACUUAAGUCAUAAUGAUGUUCAAACGAAUGAGUUAGAGGAAUUGGCUAAGUUAACUGAUAAUUUUCCAGCGUGUGACAUUAAGGUGAUACAGUAG